GUUCCUCAACGACAGAAAUGUGUUGCAUUUAAACCUAUUCGGCUGGGGAACACGACAGCAUGAACGUACUCCUGACUGGAACAGAGCAGACACAGAUCGUUACAAAAGAAAAGAAAACCAGAUGAGGCAAUCACAAUCUCUUACACGUAUUAUUCUGUUGUAAUUUCUCAGUGUCGGGUUUUCAUGACAUGUUUUACACAUGUUCUUAGCAUGUUACGAGGAAGUAAACUAACUAUCGGCCCUACAAUUGUGCAUCAGAAAUGCACAGCUAGUGGCAUUUCAUACCUUGAAAGUGUGUGCUGUGGUUUUCUAAAUGCUUAUAUGUGUGACAGCAGAAAUCCAAUCCUACAACUGGGCUGUUUGACAAUCUCAGCAGUCACAUUAGGGGAGUUUUCACUUGGGAACACAGUGCCCAAAACCUGGGCGGCAUCAUUGUGGAACUCUUCUCUCAGAGAGCAGCAGAGCUUCCUGUACCUGUGUAUGGAACUGUUCAUAUUUCAAUCUUGGUUUAACAACUGAAAUGUGUAUUUAUGUCAAAUUAUUAUCAAAUGUGAUGUAUGAACAUGGAUUCAGUUACACUAUCUAGUACCCUCAAAAUCCAAUAGCUUGAUAUAACAGUGCUUAGAUGUGAACAAAUGGGCUUAGUUCAGAGUUUUAGAAUGAUUUAUAUUUUUGGAAGGGUGGGCAUGAAUAAGUUGCUGAAUACCUGGGAUUGAUUGGCCAUAGGAUUACAGGUGCCUUUUUUAUAAUGUCACCUGAGAAUCUCAUUGGCUGCCUCUACCAACCACCUAAUUAUUUUUUCCUUUGUUACAUUGUGCCCCCCCCCCCCCCAUUUGAAAUGUUUCCUUUCUCACUUCUGCGGAGGUCAUUACACAUUUCUGGCCAGUGCUUGAAGAAGACUCCUCAGAAUCUGACAGGGAAGACUGUUGCGGAGCAGCGCUGGGUGGUGAGACAGCUCAAAGACCCCUUUGUGAAGGCGGCUCAUGUGCAGAAUUACCGCUGUCGCAGUGCGUUCAAACUAUUGGAGAUCAACGAGAAGCACAGGAUCCUGCAGCCCGGACUCAGCGUGGUGGACUGUGGAGCUGCGCCAGGGGCAUGGAGUCAGGUUGCAGUUGAAAAAGUCAACUCAUGUGGGGCUGAUCCUGGAGUCCCCACUGGUUUUGUGAUAGGAGUCGAUCUCCUUCGGAUAGCCCCGCUGGUUGGAGCGCACUUUCUGGCUAAUUCGGAUGUGACAGACCCAGCAACCCAAACCAGACUCGAGGAGCUUCUCCCUGCACACAGGGCGGAUGUCAUCCUCAGUGAUAUGGCGCCCAAUGCCAGUGGUUUUAAAGAGAUGGACCACGAGAGGCUGAUCAGCAUGUGUCUCUCAGUGCUGGACCUGGCUGAGAAAGUACUGCAGCCCGGGGGGGCAUUUCUAUGUAAAUGCUGGGAUGGAGGACAAACCAGCCUGCUCAAAAACAAGCUUGCUCAGUCCUUUCAGGACAUAAGAACCUUAAAACCCCGGGCCAGUAGGAAGGAGUCUGCCGAAAUGUUUUUACUUGCAAAGAAUUACAGGAAGAAAUGAUUAGCAGUUUUGAUUUUUUUAUGUCAAUAGUUACUUUUGAACUUAUUUGUUAGAUGCACGAAAGUGAAGUUUGUCUGAAAAAGCACUGUACAAAUGAGGUGUGCUCUUACAUGGAAUAUGAAACCAUGAUCAAAUCUGAAAUAUGUAAAAUAAAGAAAUAUUUG
Molecule: messenger RNA, 1728 nt
Organism: Polyodon spathula (Mississippi paddlefish)
Lineage: Eukaryota; Metazoa; Chordata; Actinopteri; Acipenseriformes; Polyodontidae
Gene: mrm2
Product: mitochondrial rRNA methyltransferase 2
Exons: 3
Coding region: 749-1564 (271 amino acids)
Biological process (GO): RNA methylation
Cellular component (GO): mitochondrion
Molecular function (GO): rRNA (uridine-2'-O-ribose)-methyltransferase activity
Source: RefSeq, a predicted model, not a curated record